Molecule: messenger RNA, 685 nt
Organism: Paramecium tetraurelia
Lineage: Eukaryota; Ciliophora; Oligohymenophorea; Peniculida; Parameciidae
Exons: 2
Molecular function (GO): chromatin binding
Source: RefSeq, a predicted model, not a curated record
AUGCAACAUCCAAAAUUUACUCAGGAGAAAAGAUUUCAAAUAAGUGGUGAGGAUUUUAUAAAAUUAGAAUAAGUCAAGGUUAGGUUAUUUUACUAUUCUAGAACGAAUUAUUAAAAAUUAAAGUAUGAGGAUUAGAUCUAUCAUGUUGGAUAAAACUUAUGCAUCAAAGGCGACAACCGAUCAGAAUAUGUGGCUAAACUUAUUAAAAUAGUUAAACUCUACGAUGAUGAAGAUAAUUGCAUACCCUUAAUCAAAGUGCAAUGGUUUUAUAGGAAAAAUGAACUCUAUGGUAUACCCAAGGAAUAAAUGGAUUGUAUUUCAGAAAAUGAAGUUUUCAAAACUAAUGAAUUUGACUAUAUUGAAGUAGAAAGCAUCGUGGGAUUAGCAAUUAUACUCAGUUAUGAGGAGUAUGAUCAAAUUGAAGAGUUAAAUGAUAAUGUUUACUUCACAAGAGCCUCAUUUAUAGACAGAAAAUUAUACCCCUCUGUUGAAUAAUGGAAAUAAGUUUGUAUAUGUCAUAAGCCCGCCAAUCCAGAUUUAAAGUAUAUAUUUUGCGAUGUUUGUUAAAAAUGGUGUCACUUAAAAUGUGUGGGCCUAACACAAGACUAAGCGGAUAAACUUAAUAAAUAUGUAUGUCCAGAUUGUAAAAACUGAUAUAUAGUAAUUUUUUAUAUUGAUAAACACA